Messenger RNA from Acinonyx jubatus (cheetah), 2277 nucleotides. RefSeq lists its product as uncharacterized. The transcript is spliced from 3 exons. The record is from RefSeq and is a predicted model, not a curated record. NCBI's taxonomy places the organism in Eukaryota, Metazoa, Chordata, Mammalia, Carnivora, Felidae. Bases 156 to 806 code for a protein of 216 amino acids.
CACAGUGUGUCAGCCUCUGGCCCUUGCCCUGUACCCAACAGCGGAGCCAGACAUCUCCUCUUCCAGCAUGGCAUCUGCUUCUUCUUCCCCAGGACAGUCCAGACCUAGAUGGGCUUUCCAGACCGUUAAUCACUCUAGACAAGCUUCUGGAUCCCAUGGACUCUAUGGCUAACCAACUAGGUUGCUACUUGCAAAUGUCUGCUUCCAUCGAAGGCUUCCUACAGGUCACCAGCUUUCUGGAAUUUUCUGGGACCAAACCUUUUCCAGACUGCUUACAAGCACCAGCUAGUUUCUGGAUGGACGUAUGGCUUGCAGGUUCUGGCAGAGCUCCCCAGAGCCAUGUGGACCCAGCUUUUUGGAUUCCCCUGCCCAAUCCUAAUGAUGCCUGCACUCUCCCUGUAACAAUCACAAGGGUGUUUGACCAGAACUCACUGAAGACUUCUGUGAAGUACUUGACCAUGCCCAAGGCUGUGGAGUCCCUCUAUGGCAGUCUGUGGGACACUGCUGGGGUGUUUUUCUCCAGGCUGAAGCUAAGGAGGAGUAUAAAGAGACAGUACUUGCUUCAGCCGCGGGCUGUGCAGACCUCUCCGAGGAUGACCUGGGGUCUGUCUUACACACCUUGGAGCCCUGCGGAUCUCUCCAAUGGAUCUGCUCCAUCAACAGGCCAUAACUGCCACUCCUGUUUUCUUGCUGUGGUCCAACCAACUCCCUGCAGCUCUAGCAUUUCCAAGGAUGGGGAGUCUCUGGUUGCUCCUAGGGUUUCCCUUCUGUCACUGGCCAGUCCCAGGUCUACUGCUUUCCCAUGACCACCUCAGCCUUGAACCCCAUCCGUCUCUCCUGGGAUGCUGCGGACCAUUCCUUGCAGACUCCCUCUCUGCUGGACCCAGGGCCAGUGGGAAUGAUAAGAGCUCACGUGUGGGGUUGCCAUGAAGUUUUAGUGAGUUAAUGCCCACGUUAGGUAUAUAAGGUGCAUCUGUGAACUCUCGUGCUGCAAGGUAUGUUCAGGUGAUAAGAAGGAGAUCCUUGAAGCUAGCGCCUAUGGUGGCCUAGGCACCUGGGGGCAGAAGAGGGAAGGUGGCCGGGAGGAAUCUGGGGUAGUUGGGAGUGAUAGAAACCAGGAGUGUUUUAAGUUGGGGAAGAAGUUGGUUAGGUUGGCUUCUAGAAAAACGGCAAGGGGAGCUGAGUUGCUGAGCACUGAAAGGGCUCAUUGGGCCUCCCUGCCUAGACUUGCUGAGUACCGUGGGAGCCGGUGGUACCCGGGAAGGACCACACUGGGCCCAGGGCCAGAGCCCUCAGGAUGGUUUUGUGUGUGUCCCUCAACCUUCCCAGCCCCCCGUGUCCUUUUCUUUGGAACCGCUGCAGCCCCUAGCCCAGCCCAGCCCAUCUGGUGCUCUCGGACCAAGCUGGGCCAAGGCUACAGAAAGCCAGUAGGUGCCUGGGUCCUGUCAUUCCACAAUGACAGAGCAUGUGCUGUCUCCCAAAGCAGCCCAUGCCAUCUCUUCAGAGGCUUGUUCAAAAUUAUAUUUUUCAUAAAGGUGAAGUAAUGGUGGCCGACAGUCCGUCAUUCAACGUUGAUCGUGCUCCCUUCAUGCGGCAGGCAUUGUUCCAGGUGCUUUAAUGAUUUAACUCAUUUAACUUUCCAUCAAGCCUUUGAUGCAGGAGCUAUUAUUCUCCUCACAUCCCUGUUUAACAGAUGGGUAAACUGAAGCAUGAGAGGUUAAGCCAUUUCCCCAAUGUGAAGGAGCCAGGACUCCACAUGGAAGUCUCACCCCAGAGCCCCUCGCUGGACGCCCACCCUCUCCUGCCUCUCUGAGCCGCAGGAUCCCUCCCAUUCACCUGCAUUCCCACAAAGAAGUUACUGGCUUUCCCCACACACCCGUCUGCUCUCCCCCAUGGGCCCCCUCUUGGUCCUGCCCGUAGACAGGAGCCAAGCCUCCUGGUCAAGGUGGGGGCUCAGCUGCCCUUAGCAGAGGCUGCCCCCUCUUCACCCGCACUCCGCACACCUGUUAACACAGCCUCAGGCUGUGAGGGCUUCUCACAUGAUGCAGCUCCCCGUCCCUGUAAGGGGUCUCAUUUCCAUACUCCUCUGUCUACCCCACCCCACACAGCACAGCACAGCUCGACCAGCCAGUCACUAGCCAUCCAGCAACUCAGCUCAAUUACACCUCCUUAGGGAGACCACCCUGGACUCCCCAGGCUCAGUCAGUCCUCAUUUGGCUCUUCCUACACGCCUUGCCUCGCUUCUUUGCAGCAAUCAUUUCACAUCCAUGGCUUAAA